Messenger RNA from Homo sapiens (human), 7512 nucleotides. It is a transcript of the gene WASHC1, whose product is annotated as WASH complex subunit 1. Gene Ontology annotation, molecular function: alpha-tubulin binding. The coding region runs from base 5863 to 7218 and encodes 451 amino acids. Gene Ontology annotation, biological process: Arp2/3 complex-mediated actin nucleation. The record is from RefSeq and is a predicted model, not a curated record. Lineage: Eukaryota; Metazoa; Chordata; Mammalia; Primates; Hominidae. The transcript has 10 exons. Gene Ontology annotation, cellular component: early endosome membrane; autophagosome; cytosol.
CAGGCACCAUGACUCCUGUGAGGAUGCAGCACUCCCUGGCAGGUCAGACCUAUGCCGUGCCCUUCAUCCAGCCAGACCUGCGGCGAGAGGAGGCCGUCCAGCAGAUGGCGGAUGCCCUGCAGUACCUGCAGAAGGUCUCUGGAGACAUCUUCAGCAGGUGGGUGCUGCCACUCACCCCCACCUGAUGAGAGGGCCAUCCCUGUCCUGGGCAAUCCCAGCAACACACCCUCUGGGAGCAGCCCCCUUGGGGAAUCCCGGUCCUGGGGAACCCAUCUGGCUUCCCUGUGUGGGAGGGGCUGAAGUGAGAGCCCAACUUGGAAGCUUUUACUCCUGGGAGUCCGAGAGCUCACUCCCUUCCACCCCACUUAGCCUCCUGGUUUCCUGUGGUGGCUCUGCUCUCACAACUCAUGCUUUUCCUCCCAUUGGAGGGCCUAUUCCUUCACGUUUUCCUGCAGCCAACAAAUAUUUACCCAGCAGUGCUCGUGUGCAAGGCAGUGUGGGAAUCUCUAUAUAUCCAGCCACGGAUAAGGCAACAUACCUCUCCACCUGGAGCGCACAUUCUGGCAGGAGAGAAAGACCUAAAUAAGCAAUAGAUGAUUAGUUCUUCAAUAACAGUUGUGACAAGGUCUAUUGAUAAUAUUUUGUAAUCACUAAUAUUCAUAUAAACCGUGCACAACCAUUGAUUUGAGUGCAUUAACUCACACUUCAUGAGCAGGCACUGCCGUCAUCUCAUUUUAUAGAUGAGGAAACUGAGGCACAGAAGGGCUGAGAGACCUGGCCUAGUGACAGAGCCAGGAUUCAAAGCCAUAGAUCAUGGCCCCGGGUUAUGUAGGUUAUUACUGCAUCUGUUCAGGGGAGAUGGGGUACUGUGAGGCUCGUCAUGGGAAGCCUGGCUUGGUCUCAGGUCAGGGAAGGCAGAUGUGAGGAAAUGACAUUUAUGGUAAAGUCUGAGGGUUGAGUGGGUAGGUUGGGAAGAACAUUCCAGAAAGAAGCACAUGAACUACAGCCUGGAGGUGGAGGACCUAAAAGGAAGCCAGCAUGGCUGGAGCACGGAGUGGCCAUUGAGGGAGGCGAGCUGGAGGGCUGCAGCUUCUUGUAUUGGCAGUGCUGACCUCGCACAGUCCUUGGGCUCCAGUGACUUCACUCAGUGUUUAUCUAACAUGAGUGAGUGAAUGGUGUUUGCUGUUUUUUUGGUAAAGGUCCCAGGGGUUGUCGGGUACACAGGUCCUGUCUUUGGCCAUAAGCAAACUGAAAUGAGGCUUGGUCUCCUUCCCAGGAUCCCACACCAUGUCUCACAUGGUAGACCCCAGUGGGAAGUAUGUGACUGCCUGACUCAGGUGCCUCUCGUGGUCCAAGCCAUCCCUGCCCUGUCCCUUCCCUGGUUGUCGCCAGACCUGGAGCCCCUGCUCCUUCACUUUGCAGCCUCCUCUUCUGUCACCAACUGGGAACCCACCUCUUCCUGAAAGUCCUCCCCCACUGACUCACCGGCUUGCCCCGAGUUUGUCAAGAAUGUCUCAGUAACCAGGGGACACACAGUGAAGUGACUGAGGGGUUACCUUGGAGUUGAUGCCUUGGCUCAGAUCCAGCUCCCCUGUUUUCUUCCUCUGUAACCUUGGGCAACCCAACCCCUCUAAGCCUCGGUGUUCUCAUUUGUGAAGUUGUGGUAAUAAUGGUAGCUUCCUGGUAGAAUUAUUUUAAAUAUUAAAUUAAUCAAAACAUGCAAAGGAAUGGAACAGUGCCUGGCACCUAGGAAGCCUUCAGGAAAUGCUAUCUCUUCCCUGUUGAUAAUCUUGACCCGUACACUGCCUUUGGUUGCCAUUCAUAAACCUGCCACCAAUAGUAACAAAGUGCUGGAUGCACCUUUUGUGCUUAUCUUUGUGCUAAAUGUGCCCGAGGGACACCUAGGGAAGAGGAUGCAGGUCUUUAAGAGCCAUCAGCUCCAGAUUAUGGCCACCCCAUGUCCAGCACUUAGAAUGGAGGCCAAAACCAUUCCCUCGGAAAUUGUGUUUCCUUGCCAAGAUGGGGACUGCGUGGUUGCCCUUCUCUGAGGGCAGCGCUGGAUUUUUGGCGUCUUUCCUUUCCUGUCCUGGUACUUGGCACCUUGUAGACAGUUGCAUGUCCCCUGCCCAGGGAUGGGAUGAGGAGAGGGCAGGAAGGCAUUUCCUGGGUAGUGGAGUGCUGCGUUCAUUGAGUGUGGGUUCUCCAAGCUGCUGGCACAGCGCAGGGAGGGCCAGAUGCCUCUCAGGAGCCUUGGGCCUGAGUCCUGGCUCCCUCACUCCUGGGUUCCAGGUCACUGCAUCUGUCUCUCCACCAUGUGCUCCACCUCGUGCUGGACCUUAAGAGAUACCAAUUAUGUGGCUGCCACUGUGUCCUAGAGGCUGGAAUGGGAACACAUAGGGCGAGAUUGAUUGUUAAUUGCUAGCAUGAACCGCGUGGGCUUCUCAGGGUCUAGAGUGGAGAGAAAUCGGUAAGAAUUGGUGGCACGCCUGUCAGAACUCCCCAGACCAAGCUAAGCAAAAAUUAACCAAUCAGUAGAGCAGCCUUCGGAGUAAGGGCUAAAAUGAUGUCCUCAGGGCCUGGUUUUGCUUUCCUUCCAUGUCAGUUUGCUUCUUUGGGUCUGGCUGCAUUCCCAGACAGGCCAUGCUCUCGUGGUAGCAAGGUGACAUGACACAGGGUCAGGUCCAGCAGGAAAGAAUGCUGUCCUGUGUCCCCGCUUCCUCCAGAAGCCACACUCACCCAUCCCACCUGGCUUGGUCCUCAUGUCUAUCCCAGAAUCCAUUAAUGGGGCCAGGGGACUAUGACACACCACUUGGCUUAGACUGAGGAGCUCUGUGGGCAGCCCCACCUGAAGCUCUGGGACUAAGCCUGCGAGAGAGAUGGAUUCCCCAAGGGAAAUGGGGCCAUUGCUUGAGUAAAAAGGAAAUAGUUGCUGAAGAGGAAAACCACGUGCUUACUCCACAUAGGGCAGACUCCUGGAAGAGGGGGGCAGGGUAGGGAGGUGGAUAUGCAGGUUGCCCUGGCAGGGUCUGGAAAUGGGGGCUGCAGGCUUGGAGGGAGGCCUCAGUGUGGCUUGGAACGUGGUGUAUGGUGGUCUGCCGCGAAGGCCGGCCUGCACAGGGGUGGGAGGGGGGUGCUUCUGCAUGGGAAGCACAGACAGCGCUGCCUCUCCCUUGCACUCAGCUCUUGGGGCAUGAGAGGCUGACUUUCCGUGAGCCUGUGGGCCAGGCCUCUUUGAAUGGGGCUGAGGGAGCUUUGCCCUGGUUCCUUUGUGUCCCCACGGUGCCACGGGAGGCUCCCUGGCAGGGUGUGGGGCAAGGCAGUGAGUGAAGAGUUGGGAUGAGUGAGUUAGGGCCCACGGAUUACUCAAGACAGGACUUCAAGUUGAUUCAGGCGUGUUAGGGAGCUGUGAUUGGAUUUUGAGCAGGGCAGGGAUGGGACAGAAGAGUUUGGGGAAGGUUCCUCAGGCAUCCGUCACGGAAGGGACAAGAAGGGAGAGAGAGUGGAUGCCAGGGACACCCAGAAGCUGUUAUUGUAGUCAGGAUACGACAGGGGUGAGGCUACAGACAGGGGACUUGCAAGCAGGGAGGGCAGGGUGAGACAUUCAGAGGAAACGACGACAGGAAAUGGUGACAGAUAGGGAACGAGGAUGAAGGGAAGGGAGAGCCAGUGACGACUGGCAGUGGAGUGGGGAGCACCGCCACCUCUCCUCCUCCACUUGCCCCUCCUGUGGCACUGGACAAGCUAGUGGGCUUUUCGUUGUCCAUGGGCUUUUUCGGUGGGGAUGUGACCAGCUUUGAACCCGUCCCCUUAAACAUGCUCCUCCUGCACGGAAGAGACAGGGGCAGGGGAGAGACUCUCUCCCCACCACCCAGCUCAGGCCCCAGCACAGCCCGGCCUCUGGCCUCACUGGCGUCUGUGCCCAGUGACGCAGGCAGGUGAGCUCCUGGCAAAUUAGCAUUGCAGGCUGUGCUCUCUCCUCCUGCUCUGCUGCAGCUGGGAGUGUGCAGAGACUGGAGGGGAUGACAGUCACCCUCUGUUUUCUGUGGUGGCUCUGUUUUCUGUGGUGCUGGAUGCACCUCUGUUUUCUGUGGUGGCUCCAAGAGAGUGCACGGUCCCUGCUGAUUGAAAGAAGGAUGAAGGGCAGAAGAGGGGCGGGGAGCUGUGUGCCCUAAGAUCUCAUUGCCUUUUUAUGCCGAUUAACAUGCUUUUAGCCCCUACUGAGCUUAUAGUUAACAGAAGUUUCCAGGUCUUUCUUCACCUGAACUGUGUCUAAAGCAAGUUCUCUCCACCUUCUGUAUUUAUACGCUUGAUUUUUAAAACCUAAAUGUUGGGCUUCACAUUUCUUCCUUGUAAAUUUCAUCUUGGUGAUUGCAGUCUACCCUCUGGCCUUUAAAAAUUGUCUGAGCCUUGAUUCGAUCAUGAAACCAGCUUACCCUUCCCCUGUGUGCUGGCCCCAGUUUUCUAACCAGGUGUUGAAUGAACUGGAUGGACUCUGCCAGAUCCCUCCGUGCAAGGCUGGAAUCAGUCCAUUGUUCAACUGUGCCCUUUGGGGCUGUGGUUCAUUUGGCUCUGAUUUUUCCUAUAUGUUCUCUCCUCCAACCCCCAUAGCUCCAUCUUGUCUACAAGAUUUUGUUAGAAGCCGUCAAAAUCCUGCUGACUCGAGAUGCGCUGUGGUGCAUGUUUUCCCCGGGCACAGCAGGCUAAUAAUCCUGUUACAAAGAGAAAUGCUGUACAUUUCGAGCAGUGCUGGCCCCUGGGACUCACCGUGGCCUUUUCUAAGUGCUUACAGACUCUCUGUUUAAUAAUCCAUUCCAGAAAUUUUCCAGGGCUCAUUGUUGAGCUUGGUGUUCGCAACUUUGAGUGAUCAGCCCUUCUCCUUUGUGGGAGCACCAGGACAGAGCAGCCUUUGUCCCUCCCCAGUCUCAGUUCCCUCCCACUGCCCCUGUGGACCUCGAAUGCAGAGCUUAUGCACCUACCGAAGGUCGUGUCAGCACCCAAGGCAGAACGAGGCUGCCCUGGGAACUAGGGUCAAUUAAGACAGCUUGUGCUGGAGGACCCUUUACAGCAGAUGAAGGCCUCUCCCCAGCCAGAAAAGAUGGAGCACACGCUGGGUGGUGGCCCCGCUUCCUCACUGGAAGGAGAUGGUGCUCUUCUUUUUUCUUUCUGAAUUGUGGCCACCUUCAUACCAGUCUGUCAUGGAACACUUAAGCCGCUUGAGUGCCUGCUGGUACUCCCAGCCCUGCCAUGCCUGAGCCCCCUGCACACAAGGAGCCAGGAGUAAUCAGGGCAGACCCUUUAGGGCACGGGGACUUCUGGAUUGUGAAAUUGGCUCUCUGGGGGCCAAGGCCUUCUAACGUUGGUGGAAGUGGCUUUGGCUUAUUGGGUCGGAUUCUAGGCCAUUCAUUCCAACCUUUAGAGACAUCCCAGCUUUCCCUAGCCCAGAGUCUGCAGCCCCUCCACCAUCCCACAUCCUCCCCCUCCCUUUCCUCAUGAACCCCAGUCGCGCCUCUGCCUUCUCAAACCCCUCCACCAUCCCACACCCUCCUCCUGCCCUUCCUCAUGAACCCCAGUCGCGCCUCUGCCUUCUCAUCCCUGCGCACCACACAGGCUCGCUCGUGCCCGGUGAGUGCUGAGGCUGCUCUGCACGUGGAGUAUGGCCCUGUGGGCAAGGGCUGGGCUCUUGGAGGUAGGGGAGCUACAGGGGCGACUGGGAGGAGGAUGUUGUGUUACACACGCAUCAGAGUUAACUUUGCAGUGAGAGCGGCCUUGCUGCGGCCAAAGAACAUGGAAAAGCAUGAGUGGGGUGAUGUGCCUUAAAGCAUCAGACACUUGGGCCUCGGGCAUCAGGAGCCAGCCACAGGGAUGUCUGGGGAAAUGGCGUUCCAUGAGAUGCAAGCACACAAGAAUGCACUUGGCACAUCUGGGGAACAGCAGGCAGCUGAUAUCACUGGGCCCACCCCGCACCAGGGAGGAUGGAAGCAGGUAGAGCAGAGCCGGAGCCAGGUGCAGGCCAUUGGAGAGAAGGUCUCCUUGGCCCAGGCCAAGAUUGAGAAGAUCAAGGGCAGCAAGAAGGCCAUCAAGGUGUUCUCCAGUGCCAAGUACCCUGCUCCAGGGCGCCUGCAGGAAUAUGGCUCCAUCUUCACGGGCGCCCAGGACCCUGGCCUGCAGAGACGCCCCCGCCACAGGAUCCAGAGCAAGCACCGCCCCCUGGACGAGCGGGCCCUGCAGGAGAAGCUGAAGGACUUUCCUGUGUGCGUGAGCACCAAGCCGGAGCCCGAGGACGAUGCAGAAGAGGGACUUGGGGGUCUUCCCAGCAACAUCAGCUCUGUCAGCUCCUUGCUGCUCUUCAACACCACCGAGAACCUGUACAAGAAGUAUGUCUUCCUGGACCCCCUGGCUGGUGCUGUAACAAAGACCCAUGUGAUGCUGGGGGCAGAGACAGAGGAGAAGCUGUUUGAUGCCCCCUUGUCCAUCAGCAAGAGAGAGCAGCUGGAACAGCAGGUCCCAGAGAACUACUUCUAUGUGCCAGACCUGGGCCAGGUGCCUGAGAUCCAUGUUCCAUCCUACCUGCCUGACCUGCCCGGCAUUGCCAACGACCUCAUGUACAGUGCCGACCUGGGCCCCGGCAUUGCCCCCUCUGCCCCUGGCACCAUUCCAGAACUGCCCACCUUCCACACUGAGGUAGCCGAGCCUCUCAAGGUAGACCUACAAGAUGGGGUACUAACACCACCCCCACCGCCCCCACCACCACCCCCAGCUCCUGAGGUGCUGGCCAGUGCACCCCCACUCCCACCCUCAACCGCGGCCCCUGUAGGCCAAGGCGCCAGGCAGGACGACAGCAGCAGCAGCGCAUCUCCUUCAGUCCAGGGAGCUCCCAGGGAAGUGGUCGACCCCUCCGGUGGCUGGGCCACUCUGCUAGAGUCCAUCCGCCAAGCUGGGGGCAUCGGCAAGGCCAAGCUGCGCAGCAUGAAGGAGCGAAAGCUGGAGAAGCAGCAGCAGAAGGAGCAGGAGCAAGUGAGAGCCACGAGCCAAGGUGGGCACUUGAUGUCGGAUCUCUUCAACAAGCUGGUCAUGAGGCGCAAGGGCAUCUCUGGGAAAGGACCUGGGGCUGGUGAGGGGCCCGGAGGAGCCUUUGUCCGCGUGUCAGACUCCAUCCCUCCUUUGCCGCCACCGCAGCAGCCACAGGCAGAGGAGGACGAGGACGACUGGGAAUCGUAGGGGGCUCCAUGACACCUUCCCCCCCAGACCCAGACUUGGGCCGUUGCUCUGACAUGGACACAGCCAGGACAAGCUGCUCAGACCUGCUUCCCUGGGAGGGGGUGACGGAACCAGCAGUGUGUGGAGACCAGCUUCAAGGAGCGGAAGGCUGGCUUGAGGCCACACAGCUGGGGCGGGGACUUGUCUGCCUGUACUUCAUGGGGGGACGGCUCCACCCAGCCUGCGCCACUGUGUUCUUAAGAGGCUUCCAGAGAAAACGGCACACCAAUCAAUAAAGAACUGAGCAGAAACCAA